Molecule: messenger RNA, 1928 nt
Organism: Bombyx mandarina (wild silkworm)
Lineage: Eukaryota; Metazoa; Arthropoda; Insecta; Lepidoptera; Bombycidae
Gene: Mk
Product: mevalonate kinase
Biological process (GO): isoprenoid biosynthetic process; isopentenyl diphosphate biosynthetic process, mevalonate pathway; cholesterol biosynthetic process
Cellular component (GO): cytoplasm; cytosol
Molecular function (GO): mevalonate kinase activity; ATP binding
Source: RefSeq, a predicted model, not a curated record
UGCUUAUUACAUUAAAAGGACAAUGUUGACGGCCGUCGAUAAUUUGUUUACCGUGAGUGUUUCCGCGCCCGGGAAAGUCAUUUUGCAUGGAGAGCAUUCGGUCGUGUACGGGAAAACUGCGAUCGCUGUCAGCCUCGGCCUAAGGAGCUCCAUAGUGAUAAAGGAAGUAAACACUCCACACGAACCAGCAGUCCACAUACAUUUGCCGUGCGUGGAUCUACAGGAGACCAUUCCAUUGGAGCCGACAGUCAAAAGUCUGUUCCAUCCUAAACUGGCACCAGGGAUAACCGGCAAAUUCUCUUGGAGAUUACCCCACAAAAUCGACCAUGACUAUCACUUGCGAAGGGUGGAGGAAUACCUGCAUUUGAUCAAGCCUAACUUUGACUCGUUGCCCAACAAUCAAAAGAAUUCCUUGCGUAGUUUCCUAUACGUGUUUUCCGGGAUUUUCGGUAGCACAUAUCUACCGGUAAAGUCUAUGGAUAUUUCGAUGGGAUCUGAGCUCACCAUUGGCGCGGGUACUGGCAGUUCGGCGUCUUUUGCCGUCUGUCUAGCAGGAGCAUUGAUACAGCUGUUGAAAUUGAAGAGUUCUUCGGGGAAUUUCGAUGCAUAUUACGAUCAGAGCAGCCAAGAUUUUACGGAUACCGAAAAGGAGAUUAUAUCGGAAUGGGCCUUCAAUUGUGAGAAGAUAAUGCACGGAACUCCUUCAGGCAUAGACAACGCGACCUGCACAUUCGGGAACUUGGUAUCGUUCAAGAAAGGCGCUAAACCACGUCAUCUCGACAUAAGGAUGGAGCUGCGCGUGUUGCUGGUCGAUUCGCGGGUGUCCAGAGAAACGAGGACCCUGGUCGUUCGUGUGGCGGCCCUAAGGCAAAGGAACACGGCCGCCGUGGACCACAUCAUGGAGGCCUGUGAACACGUUGCGCACACUGCCACUCAGGUUUUAGAGAAACUUUCCAGCGGCAAGUGUGACCCCGAUACGGAGGCGGACUAUCAACAUUUAUCAGAGCUUUGGGACAUGAACCACUGUCUGCUGUCGGCUCUGGGCGUGUCUCAUCCUUCGCUCGAGGUGAUCCGAGCUGCAGCCAAGAGCAAGGGGCUCGCGUGCAAGCUCACCGGAGCCGGAGGUGGAGGAUACGCCAUGAUCUUAAUUCCACCAUCGACUCCUCGUUCGACGAUAGACUCGCUGUCCGGCCAGCUGCUGCAGAACGGUUUCCGGGUCACGGAGACGAGGCUCGGUGGACCGGGCGUCUCCAUAGAGAUGUGACCAAAGACAAACAAGAGACAACGGGUCUCAUAGCGCACGGACAGUUUGUGAAAAGAAAUAAACAAGUGUCAACUCACUGUCAUGCGGUGACAGUGACAGUUGAGAUGGUAGAUGAGUUUAUUGAGGUCUUUUUUUGAGAUAUUACCGAUAGUAAGAUGUAAAAAUAUCUCACUCGCCUGCCUUCCUUUAUUUAAUAAGAAGUUAGAGUAUAAUAUCUCUAAACUUAAUGGUUAAAGUCUGAUGCUAACAAAUUAUCAUUGUUAAAACAAUUGAUUGUAAUCGUAUGAUAAUCGAUAUUAUUCGAAUUGUGACUUAGAAAGCAUCGGUGAUGUACUACUAGUGAAGUGAAUAUCGAUCAAUCGAUUAUUCUUUUAUCGGUAUUCGAAUACUAUUUACUUAACACUAUUAAAAGAUUUCUUUCAGACGAAUGUAAAUCCCAGUGUAUUGUGAUUUUUUUAUUUAUAUCAGGACAUUUGUGGGAGAGGCCAAAGUUGUUUGGUUUACAAGGUUUUGGGUCCCAGUUGAUACCGUAAUGAGCUACAUAAGUUUUUGCUUACGGUAAAUUCUAUCUAGGUAUGUUUUUGUUUUAAGAUAUUAUUUCCAAUGAAAGUAUAUAGGAAAAUUUAGUAUUAGAAUUAGAAUUUUAAUAAUUUGUUUCGAACGU